Aedes albopictus (Asian tiger mosquito) is the source of this 1957-nucleotide messenger RNA. RefSeq names its product dachshund homolog 1. The transcript has 5 exons. The record is from RefSeq and is a predicted model, not a curated record. The coding region runs from base 743 to 1756 and encodes 337 amino acids. Lineage: Eukaryota; Metazoa; Arthropoda; Insecta; Diptera; Culicidae.
GCUCAUCAGUUAGCUUUCGAUCGUCGUUCGAAUGCGACACAGACUUGCGCUGGGUUUUGUUCGCUCGGGGUCGCCGCGCGUUUUCUGAAAUCUCGUUGUCGGUGGAUUACCGCGCGUUCGUUCAUAAAGUGGGUAAUUGUGUGUCUAUUUUGGAUUAGGUGUAUAUGGAACGGUUGAAUCGCGAGGAAAGGAAAUAACUAACAACAAGUUGUAGGUACGGGAGGCAGUCACUAUCUAGCAAGAGUGAUUUAUACAAUAGUGAAGUUGAACGAAUAACGAACGGUGGUUGUGGCGUGAAGACCUUCAUUGGGGUCGCUCCAGCUAGUUACCGAAAGUGUUGAACCACGGGUUGUUUGUCGCCGUAUUCGUUGACGCUGGGGGCGAGAUUCAGACAAGAAGAGUUUGUGGUGUGUGUUUACAAUUCCGUCUGGUGUUUGUUGAAGGCAAAGCCGAAAAAAGUUAAAAGUUGUCAUUGAAGAGACAAACAAGUCUCGCUGAAGUGUUGUGUGCAGAAGAAGCAGCAGCUGUGAGCGUUCCAGCAAGUUCCGGCUUUGCGAAUCGAUUUCGGUGUCACGAAAGAAGAUAGAGACGCAGUGAAUCAUCAGCAAAACACGCGAGAAAAGGGCGUCCUUCCACCCCACCCUCUCAUCCUACCCCGUAAGGACCACCAAGCUCCUAAUAAUCAUCCAGCUGGGGUGGCAUCAAUCAUAAGGACGGGCAAAACCGUGCUGCCGGGAGCAGAAUGGAGCUUUCGCGGAUAAAAAUCUUCUUCGGUGGAUUGGUGUUGCAGCUGUUGUUCACAAUUGCCGUUCCGCUGCCGUACAACAAGUAUGGCCGCCAGUGCAGUGACAUCGGGUGCCUCUCGAGCCAGGUGUGCGUAAUGGCGUACGACUCCUGUUCCCUGAACCAACGCGAGGGCAACGAAUGCGGUCGUUACCCGACCUGCAAGAAGAAGACCGACGCUGGAUUAGCCGCAGGUCCUAGUGACAGCGCUCAAGAUCUGUACAGUAACAAUCCGACACCCCCGAAAGCAUCGGCUCCGUCGUCGAGUGGUGGUGACGAUGAUGUUCUCACCAGUUUGGGACUGAUCCCCGACCGACCGGCUUCCCGUCCGAACCAAAAUCCCUACUCCAACCCCUAUCCGGCACUUCCGGUCAAUCCUCCCCAACCUGCUGCACCCUACCAUCCCCCGGCACCGGCUCCCGCUUCUCCAUCAGGUGGCAACAAUUACUACGGUGGUGGUGGCGGUGGUGGUUCCAGCGGUGGCAACCGACGUCCCGGACAGUUUGACGGCUCCGGUGGUAACAUUGUGGUCCCGACGCAGAAACCGGCCGCUCCAUCCGGUGGAUUCUUCAGUGGUAUUUUCGGUGGCAUCCAGAACGCCGUGUCCAAUGCCGUGAAGCAACAGGUCGGAACCUAUAUCAAUCAAAGGCUGGGUAUUGGGCCAGCUACAGGUGGUGCCGGUGGCCUGUUCGACGCCAACCGGUUCAUCGAUACCAAGAACUUUGGCAGCCUCUUUAGCGAGAAGAAACCGUCGGGAUCUUCUUCGGCUCAACCGACCGGCUCGAGCAACUCCGCUGUGGGACCAUACCCGGUAACGGUUGACCAGCGUACCUCGGUCUACUCGGCCAAUGCCCAACCCAGCAAUAGAGGAAGUUCAUCCGAGCAAUAUCGUCGCCAGGGAUCGUCCGAGUCUCAGUACCGUCGCCAGGGCGCUACCGGUACUCCAGCACCUUACGGAUGGAAGCUGGAUUGAGAUGAGCGGAUGCUCCGCGACAAGUAAAAUGAUAUUGAUCAAAUAAACUAGAAAUACUCCCCUUGACACCUCCCCACUUUGCAAUAACAAGAAUCUCUUCCAGUUUAACUUUUAUUAAAACCAGUAGUAAAAAUAUAAGUUGAUAUGAAUAUUCUUCCACAGAUAUGUUAUUUUGGUACCUAAUAAAUUAACAUUGACAUA